AUGAGAUUCGACAUGGUUUCCGGCGCAUCUGCGCUGCUGUGGUUCGUCGCCAGCGUCGAGGCAUCCAAGCAUGCGCAUCUGCACCAUUUGAGACAUGACCACGGCGCCGUCCACUCCGUUGCUGAAGUUGGAGCGCCAUUGGAGAAGAGAGGAGGGAAGUGCCAGUUCCCCACCGAUGCCGGUUUAGUCGCUGUGACUCCGAACAUGAAGAACGCCGGAUGGGCGAUGAGCCCCGAUCAGUCCUGCGAGCCUGGCAAUUACUGCCCGUACGCUUGUCCCCCCGGCCAGGUGUCGAUGCAGUGGGACCCCGAAGCGACCUCGUAUUCGUACCCCAUGUCCAUGAAUGGCGGUCUCUAUUGCGACAAGGACGGUCAGAUCAAGAAGCCGUUCCCCGACAAGCCGUAUUGCCAGGAUGGCACGGGUGCCGUGGGCGCGAAGAAUAAGUGCAGCAAGCAUGUUGCGAUCUGCCAGACUGUGCUGCCUGGAAACGAGGCCAUGUUGAUUCCCACGCUGGUCCAGGACGUUGCUACUCUUGCCGUGCCUGACCUCAGCUACUGGUGUGAAACCGCCGCUCACUUCUAUAUCAACCCUCCUGGCUAUGACACCGAGACCGCUUGUGUCUGGGGUACUUCUGCCAGCCCCCUGGGUAACUGGUCGCCUUAUGUUGCUGGCGCAAACACCGACGGAGACGGCAAUACGUUCGUGAAGAUCGGAUGGAACCCCAUCUAUCUGGAGCCCACCACGCCUUUCCGCGACGUCGUCCCAGACUUUGGGGUCGAGAUCGAGUGCGAGGGCGGUGGUUGCAACGGCCUUCCAUGCAAGAUCGACCCCGCGGUGAACGCGGUCAACGAGAUGAUCGGUAGCACCGCCGUUGGAGCCGGAGGCGCCACCUUCUGUGUGGUGACGGUCCCCAAGGGGGAAAAGGCCAACGUUGUUGUCUUCGAAAAGUCCGGCGGCGGCAGCGGCAGCGGCAAUGGCGAUUCCCACUCCACAACCGCGCCACCCUCCACGACCUCCCAACCCAGCUCGAGCACCACAACCUCCUCCUCCAGCACAGCAUCCUCCAGCACGUCGACUCCUGCCUCGUCAUCUUCAUCAGAACCCACUGACACAGACUCGAGCUCGAGCGCCACCGUCACCCCCUCCUCCAGCAGCGACCCCACCUCAUCGGCCAAGGCAUCCAGCGCUGGACAGGCUUCGGAAUCCGGUGCAUUCUCGUACACGUACAAGCCUCACGUGUUCGUCGAGCAGUCAGUCUCAGUGGAGGCCAUGGCAGCCGAAACGGCUGGCCCGGCACAAGCCACGGCCACUCCCACCCCUGCUUCCAAGGAAAAGGAGAAGGAGGGCAGCGCCGCCCACGUUGCCUUCUCCGUGCUGACUCUGGGCAUGGGCGCCGUCGCGGCGAUCAUGAUCAACCUGUAG
Aspergillus lentulus is the source of this 1422-nucleotide messenger RNA. Its product is annotated as SUN domain-containing protein. Lineage: Eukaryota; Fungi; Ascomycota; Eurotiomycetes; Eurotiales; Aspergillaceae. The record is from RefSeq and is a predicted model, not a curated record.